AUGGCUACACCACAAGGAUCGUCGCACUCAGCGUUGAAGACCUCCCUACCUUCCGCCUUCGCCGCCGCCAACGCCGACCAGCCUGCCAGUCAUCUGCCCUCCCAGGAGGAACAAGAGAAAUACCUACCAGGCCGACCAGCGGCCACGCCACGCCAUCUCGGAAUUGCGCUUCAACAUGCACACCAAAUUCAGGCCCAGAAAGAUGCCGAGGACAUGAUUCUCGAUCGAAUAAUCGAUCUCCUCACCCUGCCCUCGUCUCCGUCUGCCAACCCCGCCGCUCCUUCUCCAGCAGAUACGCAGGCAUUCAAGUCUGCCAUAGUUCACUUCACGCCUAAAAACUACGAUAAUCUCAUCACCGAAAGAAACUUUGAAGGGCUCUGCGGCUACACCCUCUGUCCGCAGGAACACCGCACAAACGGCGGCACCAACCAAGCGUUCUCCUUCAAAUGGGGCGCCAAAGGGAGUGGUCCUGGCGGCCGCGGUCGCAGCAUGGAUAUUGUUCCGCAGGAACAGCUGGCAAAGUGGUGUUCUGACGAGUGUGCCGAGCGAGCCUUGUUCAUUCGCGUGCAGCUGGCCGAGGAGCCGGUGUGGGGGCGACGAGCAGCGGAUACCGAUGCGAUAAAAAUUGAGCUUCUGGAAGAAUCUCGAGCUCACCAGCGCAAGCUCAAGGCUGGAAGUUCCAGUACGGCUGCAGUAGCAGCAAGUCUGCGCGACUUGAAAAUUCAGGACCCCGAACGUGCGCGUGAACUUGCCAUGGAGCGCGGAGACACCAGUCUUCCUCUGCGUCAAGGGCGCGUUGAUGUCCAGAUCAAGGAAAAGGAACACAAUGUACAAUCGACUGCUCGUGCACCACAGAUGCGCGCGGAGGAUGCUAUGGGUGGUUCCAUUGAAGGAUAUGUGCCCCAGAAACCGCAAGGCCAAAAGUCGGUGGACUAUGAUAAUAAUGGCGAUGUGCUUGGCCAGAUUUGA
Molecule: messenger RNA, 969 nt
Organism: Penicillium macrosclerotiorum
Lineage: Eukaryota; Fungi; Ascomycota; Eurotiomycetes; Eurotiales; Aspergillaceae
Product: Rtr1/RPAP2 family protein phosphatase
Exons: 1
Coding region: 1-969 (322 amino acids)
Cellular component (GO): nucleus; cytoplasm
Molecular function (GO): RNA polymerase II CTD heptapeptide repeat phosphatase activity; RNA polymerase core enzyme binding
Source: RefSeq, a predicted model, not a curated record